GCUAGGCGCCGCCCCCUCCCGGGCUGCCGGGUGCCUGCGCAGUGAGACCAGGUCAGCGCGCAGGCGCAGUGCAUCGUCCACCCGCCGCUUACAGUCCUCUCUUAGUGUUAACUGGUGAGGUAGAAGGAUGGUGCUGGACCUGGAUUUGUUUCGGGUGGAUAAAGGAGGGGACCCAGCCCUCAUUCGAGAGACGCAGGAGAAGCGCUUCAAGGACCCGGGGCUGGUGGACCAGCUGGUGAAAGCAGACAGUGAGUGGCGACGAUGCAGAUUUCGGGCAGACAACUUGAACAAGCUGAAGAAUUUAUGCAGCAAAACUAUUGGGGAGAAAAUGAAGAAAAAGGAAGCAGUGGGAGACGACGAGUCCGUCCCAGAGAACGUGCUGAAUUUCGAUGACCUCACUGCAGACGCGCUAGCUGCCCUGAAAGUCUCACAGAUUAAAAAAGUCCGACUCCUCAUUGAUGAAGCCAUCCAGAAGUGUGAUGGGGAGCGGGUAAAGCUGGAAGCAGAGCGAUUUGAGAACCUCCGCGAGAUUGGGAACCUUCUGCACCCCUCUGUGCCCAUUAGUAAUGAUGAGGACGCAGACAACAAAGUAGAACGUAUUUGGGGAGAUUGUACAGUCAGGAAGAAGUAUUCCCAUGUGGACCUGGUGGUGAUGGUAGAUGGCUUUGAAGGCGAAAAGGGAGCCGUGGUGGCUGGUAGUCGGGGGUACUUCCUGAAGGGGCCCCUGGUGUUCCUGGAGCAGGCGCUUAUCCAAUAUGCACUGCGUACCUUGGGGAGUCGGGGCUACACUCCAAUCUACACCCCCUUCUUCAUGAGGAAAGAGGUCAUGCAGGAAGUGGCCCAGCUCAGCCAGUUUGAUGAAGAACUUUAUAAGGUGAUUGGCAAAGGCAGCGAAAAGUCAGAUGACAACUCCUAUGACGAGAAAUACUUGAUUGCCACCUCAGAGCAGCCCAUCGCGGCUCUGCACCGGGACGAGUGGCUGCGGCCAGAGGAUCUGCCCAUCAAGUACGCUGGCCUCUCCACCUGCUUUCGUCAGGAAGUGGGCUCGCAUGGCCGUGACACCCGUGGUAUCUUCCGAGUCCAUCAGUUUGAGAAGAUUGAGCAGUUUGUGUACUCAUCGCCCCAUGACAAUAAGUCGUGGGAGAUGUUUGAUGAGAUGAUCGCCACCGCAGAAGAAUUCUACCAGUCUUUGGGGAUCCCUUACCACAUUGUGAAUAUUGUCUCAGGCUCCUUGAAUCACGCUGCCAGUAAGAAGCUCGACCUGGAGGCCUGGUUCCCAGGCUCGGGUGCCUUCCGUGAGUUGGUGUCCUGUUCUAAUUGCACGGAUUACCAAGCUCGCCGCCUGAGAAUCCGAUAUGGGCAGACCAAGAAGAUGAUGGACAAGAAAAAGAAUAAUCUCCGUUUCUCUACACAGAACAAGUUGAAGGCAAUGUCUUCCCUCUUUUCGCCCAAGAAGGUGGAGUUUGUCCAUAUGCUUAAUGCUACAAUGUGUGCUACCACCCGGACCAUCUGCGCCAUCCUGGAGAACUACCAGGCAGAGAAGGGCAUCGCUGUGCCAGAGAAGUUGAGGGAGUUCAUGCCGCCAGGGCUCCAAGAGCUGAUCCCGUUUGUGAAGCCUGCACCCAUUGACCAGGAGCCAUCUAAGAAGCAGAAGAAGCAACAUGAAGGCAGCAAAAAGAAAGCGAAAGAGGUCCCCCUGGAGAACCAGCUGCAGAGCAUGGAGGUCACUGAGGCCUGAGCACUGCCAGACUUACUUACUAAGCCUGCUGGGAUCCCAGGCCUGCCCUGGGACAGAGAGGCCGAGAACCACUCCUCACCCUGUCCCAUCUGACUGCACAGCGGCUGGGGAAACCAUCUGCCGUGGACAGAGCAGGUGUUCCCUUCUCCUCGCACGGGCCAGGGGUCUCUUCACUGAUGACUGGUGAAGCCACGCAAUAAAGCAUCUCUGGGGAGGGCACAAGGCUUCCCCAGUCUCCUCCCCUCCCCAGACUUGAACCUUGUCUCUGCUGGGUCUCCCUGGGCCUGAACUGCUCUCCCAGAUAAGGCUUCUUUGAGAAUGAUUACAGAGCCCUCAGCCAGGGUGUUAGUAAAGAGGUAUAUUUAUUUAGUAAAGGCUUUUUAGAAAGCCUGGAGUUGUAACACAAGUUGUCAGGACAAGGAUUGGGAUUCUCUGUAAAGUUACUCCUGCCUGAAGGCUGUGACGCGCUUAGAGACCAGUAUGAUGGAAAAGCCUGCUAGCACGCACAUACAUUCCCUAGGAAGGGCUUCUCGCAGAGAGAAGGCUGAGUGUGGUAGCUGACACUCCUCCACAGGAGCCCCUAGGUUCCAAAGCACGCGCUGUGGUUAUGAACAGCAGCUUCCGUCUUUACAGCUGUCCCCGCGUGGGGAGAGGCUCGCCACAUAGCAGUCACUUGCUGUAGUGUCAGAGGCAGGGCAGAGGGGUGCAGGACGGGUCUGUCCUCAGGAACUCCCACUGUGUCCUAAUAGCUGGGCACCUGCCCCCCCGGGAAGGCAGUAGUCAGGCUUUCUUCACCAGCUCUCUUUCAUCUGUGAUCUGUAUCCUCCGCUCUAAUGACACCUUAGGUCAGUCUGGAGCUUGCCUUCUAGCAGGUUAAAGCGCUUCCUCUAGAUGCUGCCUUUUAUCUUCGUGUGGCCCCAGAAGGUAGGGUGGGGGCAUGAUUAUACCUGUCCCAGAGUGGGAGAAUGAGGUAGCGUGGCCAGGUGGGAGUCUGGCUCAGAGUGACUUGCAGAGGUUGGGAGCUGAGUAUGACCCUGCUUGUGACAGGGCUUCAGCUCAGCCCACCUCAACUGCUUUGGCCCAGUACCAAGCAAGCAAAGAGGCCGUGUGCUUAUUUCUUCUAGGGAGUUGGUUAACCUUGCUCUUGGUAAGCCUGUCAAAACUGGGUGCCUACAAGGGGGAAACACCGAGGCUCUUCUGCCUGCUGUGGCAGCUGGCUGCCCAGGCAGGCUCCGUGGCCCCUUGGCUUCAGCCCUGGGAAACAGCCUGGACAAGAGGACAAAGAGCCAGGCUGCUCCCAUUUGUGAUUAAUUCACAUUCCCAUAACCUUAACAUUCAGUUAGAAGAAAAGCAGCUUGAACCGUGAUGGGGAGACUAGGCUGUCCCGCUUACAAGUUUGUUAGGAAUAGCUAGGUGGUCCUGUGUUGUCUUGGGCCUGACCUAGGUCUCCACAGCUGCUCCCCCCACCCCCGUCCUCUAACGCCUGUAGCCUUGGGCACAGACAGGGUUCUGCCUUCCUGUAUCCGCUCUUGUCUCCCCUUCACUAGCCAGCUUUACUCUCUACCUUGCCAGUUUCCUGGAGCAGCCUGCUCUUGGACUCUAGACACCCUGAGCAGUCAGUCAUUUCUCCCCACAUCUGUCUUCCCCAGAGAGGGCCAAGUAAUCUUCACAGAAUGUGUGCCUCAUUGCCAAACCAGAGGAGAACAAAAAAAUGGGAGUCUUCCCAUGCUUCAUACAAAUAGAAAACAGACCACUGUCCCAUGCUCUCAGGACAAGAGCUAACUCAGGUUCUCAACCUGUGAGUCGUGACCUCCUUGACAAACCCUUUUCCCAAAAUAUUUACAUUAUGCUUUAUGUAAUUAGCAAAAUUGCAGUUAUGAGGUAACAGCAUGAAUUUUAUGGUUGGGGGCCACCACAACACGUGGAACUGUAUUUAAGGGUUGCAGCAUUAAGAAGGUUAACCGCU
This is a messenger RNA of Mus musculus (house mouse), 3704 nucleotides long. It is a transcript of the gene Sars1, whose product is annotated as seryl-tRNA synthetase 1. Gene Ontology annotation, cellular component: cytoplasm; cytosol; tRNA methyltransferase complex. Gene Ontology annotation, molecular function: nucleotide binding; enzyme binding; protein homodimerization activity. The record is from RefSeq and is marked validated. Gene Ontology annotation, biological process: negative regulation of transcription by RNA polymerase II; tRNA modification; tRNA aminoacylation for protein translation. The transcript is spliced from 12 exons. NCBI's taxonomy places the organism in Eukaryota, Metazoa, Chordata, Mammalia, Rodentia, Muridae. The coding region runs from base 128 to 1738 and encodes 536 amino acids.